UUCCGGUUUAGAGGAAAGCUAUUUCCGCGUGGUAACUUGAAGCGAUGCUCUUGCGGACCGUACUACUAAGGGGUAGUCGAUUUUUGCUCGCACCCCGUCAAGGAAAUUCUUCCGGCCAGCAAUGUCUCAGGUGGCGGCAGCUCCUGCAGAAACGGGCACAACACAGUGCAGUUUCAGAAGGAGCUUCACAUUCCAGAGUGGCAGUACCACCUGUACCCAAUGCUGUGACAGACCGAACAAUAGGACGCUGGCUCAUAAUCUGCAGCGGUACUGUGGCUGGAGCUGUGGUACUUGGUGGCGUAACCAGGUUGACAGAAUCUGGGCUUUCAAUGGUUGACUGGCACUUAGUGCGGGAGAUGAAGCCUCCUCAAACGCAGGAGGACUGGGAGGCAGAAUUCCUAAAGUAUCAGCAAUUUCCAGAGUUUAAAAUCCUGAACCAUGACAUGACACUGACAGAGUUCAAAUUCAUCUGGUACAUGGAGUACUCACAUCGUAUGUGGGGGCGACUGGUAGGGUUGGCUUACAUCCUUCCAGCAGCCUACUUCUGGAGAAAGGGCUACUUGAGCCAAUCCCUGAAAGGUCAUGUCCUCGCCCUGUGUGGGUUUGUCUGCUUUCAGGGUCUUUUGGGCUGGUAUAUGGUCAAAAGUGGAUUAGAAGAAAAGCCAGAUUCCCAUGAUAUCCCUCGGGUCAGUCAAUAUCGUUUAACUGCACAUCUGGGAUCUGCUCUUGUUCUUUACUGCUACAGCUUAUGGACUGGGCUAUCCUUGUUGCUACCACAACAUAAGCUACCUAAAAUCCACCAACUAUUACGCCUGAGAAAAUUUGCUUAUGGGACAUCAGGACUCAUCUUUCUCACUGCCCUCUCAGGAGCAUUUGUGGCUGGACUGGAUGCUGGUCUUGUAUAUAAUUCCUUUCCAAAGAUGGGAGAACGCUGGAUACCUGAUGAUCUCCUUGCUUUUUCCCCAAUGGCAAAGAAUAUAUUUGAGAAUCCUACAACAGUGCAGUUUGAUCACAGAAUCCUGGGCAUUUCCUCAGUUGCAGCCAUCACAAUGCUUUAUCUACUUUCCAGGAAGAUCUCUCUCCCACGUAGAACUAGAAUGGCAUUUGCUUCCUUAUUGACCGUAGCAUAUCUUCAGGUCACCCUGGGUAUCAGCACAUUACUUCUGUACGUCCCAACUCCUUUAGCAGCUACUCAUCAAUCAGGUUCAUUGAUGUUGCUCAGUAUGGCUGUGUGGCUAAUUAAUGAACUCAGAGGGAUUCCUAAAUAGCUCAAGCAUUAAAUGUUCAAAAUUAACACUUUUAUGAACCAUGUCAUCCUCUGCCUGAGGACUGAAUUGAAGAGGAGAAUUGUAUAUUCUGCUAUCUUGGCUUCAUUGAUGUGGAGAACACUGCUUCAAAACAUGAAUACAAACCAUGAUCUGUUUUGCUGGCCUUUUUUGUGUUAUAAAAUUAUUGAGAUUGUAUCUGUGGAAAAAAUGAAGGAUUGUUUUGGUUAUUCCUCAUGUUCUGCAAUACAGUUCAUUAAUGAUAUAACCACAAAUAAUUUCAAUUUCCUUAAAUUCUGUAUAUAAAAGAUGGCGUGAUGUAGAAUAGGAUUGUGGAAAGAGUGGCCUUGGAAAUUUGGAAAUAUUUAUAUUAUGUGGAGGAUGGCAAAAUACAGUUUAUAUUCUAAAUUAUAUGCAACUAUGUGCUUUCAUGUUUCUUUUAGUGGAAACUUGUUCAUUUUUAAAUAUUAACAUAGUGUGUAUUAUGAGUUUUAAAUAAACAUGAUAAACAUUU
Messenger RNA from Thamnophis elegans (Western terrestrial garter snake), 1779 nucleotides. RefSeq names its product cytochrome c oxidase assembly protein COX15 homolog (gene COX15). Gene Ontology annotation, molecular function: oxidoreductase activity, acting on NAD(P)H, heme protein as acceptor. Gene Ontology annotation, cellular component: mitochondrial inner membrane. The coding region runs from base 45 to 1268 and encodes 407 amino acids. The record is from RefSeq and is a predicted model, not a curated record. Gene Ontology annotation, biological process: heme A biosynthetic process. Lineage: Eukaryota; Metazoa; Chordata; Lepidosauria; Squamata; Natricidae. The transcript has 9 exons.